Messenger RNA from Vidua chalybeata, 518 nucleotides. RefSeq names its product serine/threonine-protein kinase pim-1-like. The transcript is spliced from 2 exons. Gene Ontology annotation, molecular function: protein serine/threonine kinase activity; ATP binding. Gene Ontology annotation, cellular component: cytoplasm. The record is from RefSeq and is a predicted model, not a curated record. Lineage: Eukaryota; Metazoa; Chordata; Aves; Passeriformes; Viduidae. Gene Ontology annotation, biological process: protein autophosphorylation. The coding region runs from base 1 to 315 and encodes 104 amino acids.
AUGCUGGAGUACAGCCCACCAGAGUGGAUCCUCUUUGGCUACUACCAUGGCCAGCCAGCCACCAUCUGGUCCCUGGGCAUCCUGCUCUAUCACCUGGUCUGUGGGCACCUUCCUUUCCACACAAACGAGGACAUCGUCCGGGGCCAGCUCUUCUUCCCGCCCCGGGUGUCUCAAGAGUGCCAGCACCUCAUCAGGUGGUGUUUAUCCAUGGACCCCGCAGACAGGCCAUCACUGGAAGACCUUUUUGAGCAUUCUUGGCUGCAGGAGCCCUGCCUGGCCCAGGAGACAGCAGAGAUCCAUCCCUGUGCUCAGUAGGAUCCAGGAGCCCAGCAAGUACCAGCUGCAUGCGUCUGGUGGCACUCCAAGAAAACCCCGGAGCGUUUCCCUGCGGCCGCGGCACGGAGGAGAGAGCGCAGCCGAGGAGAUGCUUCCGCUGGUCCCCGGCGAGUUGUGGAGGGAGCGGCUCAGUGCUCCCCGUGCCACUGGAGAAGUGGUGGCAAUGCGGUGAAGGUGCCACG